Molecule: messenger RNA, 318 nt
Organism: Dictyostelium purpureum
Lineage: Eukaryota; Evosea; Eumycetozoa; Dictyosteliales; Dictyosteliaceae
Exons: 1
Coding region: 1-318 (105 amino acids)
Source: RefSeq, a predicted model, not a curated record
AUGGUUGAAUAUGUUCAUUUGAUGGCAAAAGAAUUCAGGGUAUUACAAUCAGAAAAAGUCAGGGCGAUUGGCAAAAAAGCCAUUUCACUAGAUUUAUGGAGAUCACCUUAUAACCAUUAUUAUUUUUUAUGUCUCAAUGUUCACUUCAUAGAUGAUAAUUAUAUUUUACAAAAAGUAUUAUUAGAUUUUAUUUAUUUUGGUGAAAAAAAACAUACUUCAGAAAACUUGUACCACGUUUUGGUUGACCGUUUAAAAAAAUCAAAACACGAAUUUAAAGACUUUAAUAUCCGUACUAAAGAAAGUAACAAGUGCAAGUAA